AUGAUAUUGCACGAUCAGUCGUACAUUGAAGUAAAAGAAGAAAUUACUAUCGAAGAACAUCAUCUGCCUGAAUUCGAAAACUUGGGACGAUUGGAAGCAGAUAAUAAUCACACAUCCAACGGCGAGCGUCUGAAUACAUUGAAGGGAACUAAAAUUUGCGCUGAAGGGUUACGCAAUUCCGAUUACGAGUCGUACGUUCAAGUAAAAGAAGAAAUUACUAUCGUAGAACAUUAUCUGUCUGAAUUCGAAAACUUGGUGGAAGCAGGAAUGGAAGCAGAUCAGACACUCGACUUCAAGCAGAAAACGAAAGAUAUUUUAGCUCGGCAUCGAAAAGAGCAUAUGGGGCGAUUGCACUAUCAGUCGUACAUUCAAGUAAAAGAAGAAAUGACUAUCGAAGAACAUCAUCUGCCUGAAUUCGAAAACUUGGGAGGAUUAGUAGCAAAUAAUCAUCAAACACUCGACCUCAAGCAGAAAACGACAGAUAAUUUAGCUCGGCUUCGAAAAGAGCAUAUGGGGCGUUUGUCCACUGAGGUGUACAUUCACGUAAAAGAAGAAAUUACAAUUGAAGAAUGUCAUCUAUCUCAAUACGAAGACUUGAGAAGAUUGGAAGCAGAUGAUCACCAGACCCUCGACCUCAAGCAUAAGGGAACAUUAUCGACAAGUGUGUUAUCCUGUAAGAUUUGCUCCACGCCUUGCAGAGAUUUAAUGCAGCUGAACGAACAUUCGGCAACUCAUUUACAGAAACACCUUGCAUGCAAGGUUUGCCAUAAAACAUUCAAAACGAAAGAUAGUUUAGCUCGGCAUCGAAAAGAGCAAAGAUUCCAAAUGGACUCAUUCACUGAAGUAAAAGAAGAAAUUACUAUUGAUGAACAUGAUUUGACUACGUACGACACGCUAGAAUUGGACGCAGAUAAUGAUAGUACAUGCAACGUCGAAACUCAGAAUACAGUAAUGCAAUCCAAUCCUUGCUCUAAACCUAACAGAGAUUCACUGCAUCUAAAAGAGCACUUGUUCACUCAUCCAGGGGAACGCUCUCAUGCCUGUGAAACAUUUCCAUUUAGGUGUCAAGUGGAAACGUUACCGCUCAGCAUCGAAGUAAGCAUACAAAAGAAACUAUGUACGUCUGCAAGAGUUGUUAUCAAGGGUUCGUAUACCCAACAAGUCGACAUACCUACGCGAUUGCAAAAUGAGUGGUACAUUCCAAUUAAAGAAGAAAUUACAAUUGAUGAACAUGAUCUAUUAGAGGUCCAAAAUUUAGAGAUAAAAGCAGAUGAACGUCGAACAUUGAACACUAAAGAUCAGAAGACAUCCAAGAAUGUGCUAUGUUGUAAGAUUUGCUCUCAACCUUGUGGAGAUUUUAGAUUGCAAAAUGAGUGGUACAUUCCAAUUAAAGAAGAAAUUACAAUUGAUGAACAUGAUCUAUUAGAGGUCCAAAAUUUAGAGAUAAAAGCAGAUGAACGUCGAACAUUGAACACUAAAGAUCAGAAGACAUCCAAGAAUGUGCUAUGUUGUAAGAUUUGCUCUCAACCUUGUGGAGGUUUGCUGGAAUUAAACGAACAUUUGCUCACUCAUCCGCAGGAACGAACUCAUGGUUGCGAUGUGUGCGGUCUAAAAUUCAAAUGGAGAAAAAAUUUAGUUCAGCAUCGAAACACGCAUUUUAAAAAAUGCAACAUUUGUCAGAAACAGUUUAAGUGGGAUUCCGAUGUACUCAUUCAUGCAAGAACACAUUCAGACGACCGCCCUUUUGUAUGUGAUUUUUGUAGUUCGCCACAUCAGAGCAAGCAUGAGCUAGAAGUUCGCCGAAAUAGGCAGGCGAAAGAAAAACAUUACAAUUGUGAAAUUUGUCAUAAGAGCUUUUUAACAAUGACAAGUUUCCUUCGUCAUGAGGUGGUUCAUUCAGAGUAUAGACCAUUUGAAUGCGAUUUUUGUGAACAGACUUUCAAAUCAAAACAGUUUUUACAAGCUCACCGAAAUACGCACACGAAGGAAAAGUAUUACGAGUGUGAAGUUUGUCAUGAAAGAUUUUUAUCAUCUCAAGUGUUAUGCAAUCAUAAGAUUGUUCAUUCCGACCACCGUCCUUUUGAAUGCGAUAUUUGCAAAAAGACUUUCAAAGAAAAACGAUCUUUACAAGUUCACCGAAAUACGCACACGAAGGAAAAGCGUUACGAGUGUGAAGUUUGUCAUAAAAGCUUUUUAACAAUAUCAGGUUUAUGUCAUCAUGAGGUGGUUCAUUCCGACCAACGCCCUUUUGAAUGUGAUAUUUGCAAACAGACUUUCAAAGUAAAAUUUAUUUUACAACGUCAUCGAAAUUUGCACACGAAAUUAAAGCAUUACGAGUGUGAAGUUUGUCACAAAAUAUUUUUUUCAAUUGAUGAUCUUCGAACGCAUAAGCCGGUUCAUUCAGACGCGCCCUUUUGAAUGUCAUAUUUGCCAACAGCGUUUCAAAACAAAACACGUUUUGAGGACGCAUAUAAAUGCACAUACGAAGGAAAAACGGUUUCAUUGUCAAAUUUUUAAUAGAGCCUUCAUAGGUCCAAUAGCGCUGAGAAGACAUUUUAAUACUCAUUCACACGAACGAUCCUUCGCUUGCAAUAUUUGUAAUUGGAAGUUCGAUACGAAACGUAACUUACAGGAUCAUCAGAAGAUCCAGAAAGACGAACAGGAAAGUAGCUGACCCAUUACUUUUUAAACGUGAUUAAAUAUUUUACCGUUCUGUGCGAAUGGCAACUUCUGCUAAUGUAUUUGAUGGAUUUCGAAAAGAACAAGAGUUUAUAGUUUCUGGAAAUGGAGAAAAUGUUGAAGAAGGAAUUCAGUUUAGUGAAAAUAACCAGAUGAAGUGAAGCGUAUGAGUUGACAAACAAUAAUACAAGCGAAGAGUCCAGCCAAUUUUAACCUGAGUGAGUGCCUGAAAAGACAAUUAUACGUUUUAUAACAUUAAUGAAGAGUAUAAUAUUUUAACAUUAUCUAAUAUAGUUUAUGGGAAAAUAAAUUACAAAUUUUA
This is a messenger RNA of Dendroctonus ponderosae (mountain pine beetle), 3001 nucleotides long. RefSeq names its product zinc finger protein 728. Gene Ontology annotation, biological process: regulation of transcription by RNA polymerase II. Gene Ontology annotation, molecular function: RNA polymerase II cis-regulatory region sequence-specific DNA binding; DNA-binding transcription factor activity, RNA polymerase II-specific. NCBI's taxonomy places the organism in Eukaryota, Metazoa, Arthropoda, Insecta, Coleoptera, Curculionidae. The coding region runs from base 1 to 2418 and encodes 805 amino acids. The transcript has 9 exons. The record is from RefSeq and is a predicted model, not a curated record.